Messenger RNA from Hippocampus comes (tiger tail seahorse), 519 nucleotides. RefSeq names its product mpv17-like protein. The record is from RefSeq and is a predicted model, not a curated record. Bases 84 to 323 code for a protein of 79 amino acids. Gene Ontology annotation, cellular component: membrane. The transcript is spliced from 3 exons. NCBI's taxonomy places the organism in Eukaryota, Metazoa, Chordata, Actinopteri, Syngnathiformes, Syngnathidae.
GAGGAGUGAGCUUCCUUGAGGGCAAGGAAGACAUCUUUGAAGACUGGCGGGAAAAGUUCUUCAACACGUGGAAGACUGGACUCAUGUACUGGCCUUUCAUGCAGUUGCUGAACUUCGCGCUGCUGCCUCUGCACAUGCGCACGGCCUUCAUGGGCUGCUGCGCCUUCCUGUGGGCCACCUUCCUCUGCUUCUCCCGCCAGGACGGCGACGGCACGGUCGGCGUGGCGUUGGCCUUCGUCAUGGACCCCCGCAAGACUCUGGAGGAAAUGCGGCAGGCCCGCCUGGCCAGGAAGCGGGACCGAGAGACCCACAAGGAUAACUAGUCAGGUGCUACUGUUGAAUAUCAACCAGGAGCACCUGCUGGGUCCAAGACCAUGACCAUGUACAGUGGGUCCAUACAUGCGUGGGUGUUUUUGAAAUGUAUGCCAAGGCAACAGGUAGCGCUGUCGCCCUGGAACCGUAAAGCUGAGCCAGUCAGAAGGAAAGGCAGAAAAGACCUGUUGCUAAGAUGCUAAGCAA